CCGAGCUACGUCAAAACCAACCACCAAAGCUCCAACAUCGUCACUCUUUUUUUCUACGCCCGGCGCAGGCAAAGUUUCCCCUGUGAUUUGGCCUGAGAAACACGCAAUUUUGCAUCUUGUGGGAGCUGCGCAGCUCAAUUGCACCAUGAGAAGCCGCGCAUAGGGCAUAACACACAGCCGCACCUGUCGAGAUUCGCCCCAGGAAUUAAUAUCUCUCUUUUCAUCAGCCGCCCCCGUUCGCAUUCGCAUCGUCUCUCCAGUGACACCAUGGGCUUCGCAACCGGCUUCACCGGUGGCGUGACGCUCACCCUGUCCCUCGCCUACCUCUCUGUCCUCGCCCACCAGCGCACCCGCGAGGCCCAAAGCAAAUCACUGCGCACGCAAACGCUCAUGAUUCAGCACCUCAUCGAUCCAAUUCCCCAACCACUGCCCCCGACCCGAUCCGAAGUCGCCGCUGCCCAGCGAGAAGCCGCCGUCGAGGUCGCCAAGCAGCGAUGGAACUCUGAGGUCGAGAACGCUGUGCGCUGGGUGCAGCACACGGACUGGGACGAGGUACGCGAGGGCAUGGAGGGCAGAGUCGCGUACCUGUGGGCCAAGGCCACAGGCCAGUCUGUGGAGGAUGUGGAAAAGGCGAGGCGCUCUCUGGAGCCUGUGAAGAGGACGCAGAAGGCUGGCGGCGAGAUUGCGGCUGCUACAAGAGGGGCGUUCAACCAGGUUAAAGAAUCAGCUGAGAGCAUUGAGAUGACUGCCGAGAACCGGGCUCUGGACGCAAGGCUGAGAACCAAGAGGGCCAUCGAGGAGACGGCUACGGAGGCCAAGGGAAUUGUUAGCCCAACUCUGGACAAGGGUCGAGAGAAGGCAAAGGAGAUUGUGGGCAAGGCCAAGACUGCUGUCGGCCUAGCAGAGGCCCAGGUGGAAGAGAUGACGGGUGACAAGGCCACGCUGAGUCCUGUGCAGCAGGCUUUGAAUCAACGAUACGAGAAGCCUUCAAAAGACACACGGACAACAGCAGAGAUUCUCAAGGAGAGAUACGUUCCAAUGGACAAGCGAGACAACUCAAUUUUGCGAGGAUUGUAAGAGGGUUACGGAUUGUUGGGAGUAUGACACAAAAAAAGGCGAAUCUGAGCAAGGUGUCAUGGCACUUGAUCAGGCUGGAAGCAUCUAUAACUUCAUGUAUGGCGCAGAUAGACAUUACAAUGUACUACUACAUCCCCUACUAUGCUGAGAAUCUUGAAAGAUGGCAUUUUUCUCAUUGCGGAGAUGAAAGCCGAAGGUGUGUAACAGAUGAUGACAUUCCCGGGCUUCGUGGUGAAUAGUGCUCACGCGAGAGACCACCUUGCUCAAUUGGCGGACUAUUCACGAUGAGGAAGGCUCUUGGAGGUAUAAAGAGAAAUCGAAAUGCGGUCUGGAAUACUGAUACAAAUAAAACAAGCAGCGAUAAAAUUAGACAAGGCUCGGAAUAUGACAUCAAUAGCUGGGGAGAGCACGGAAGUGGUGG
Messenger RNA from Trichoderma harzianum CBS 226.95, 1498 nucleotides. RefSeq lists its product as hypothetical. NCBI's taxonomy places the organism in Eukaryota, Fungi, Ascomycota, Sordariomycetes, Hypocreales, Hypocreaceae. Gene Ontology annotation, biological process: cristae formation. The transcript has 2 exons. Gene Ontology annotation, cellular component: mitochondrial crista junction; MICOS complex. The record is from RefSeq and is a predicted model, not a curated record. The coding region runs from base 268 to 1077 and encodes 269 amino acids.